This is a messenger RNA of Moneuplotes crassus, 2107 nucleotides long. Lineage: Eukaryota; Ciliophora; Spirotrichea; Euplotida; Euplotidae. The record is from the annotation of a GenBank genome assembly.
CCUUAAUAGAUUUCAUUAAAUAAAAGUAAAUAUGGGUGGUUCACAAGUAACCUACGGAUACGAAAGGGAAGAUGUCCCUAGAAAAGAAGGAGAGACUAGACCAUGGAGGCACAUUGCUCUCAAGCCUGAUGAAGAUUUAGUCUGUGAGGUCUAUCCAGGAGUAGACACGAUUAAAAAAUCUUUCCUAAGAUCUGUUGAGAAGUUCGCACACGAGGAUUUCCUCGGUAAAAGAGAAGUCACGGGCACAAAGAUUCAAGUAAACCCUAGGACUAAGAAGGAAGAGGAAGUUAAAACAUAUGGUGAAUACAAAUGGAAGAACUACAAAGAGGUUUAUGACUACUGUGACUCCUUAGCAAAGAAAAUUUAUCACCAAGAACUACACAGCGUAGUCGAGGAAGAAGACAAAGAGAUGAGACUUAUAGGUAUAUUCGGUAAGAAUAGCAUGGAAUGGGCUAUUACCGAUCUUGCAUGUGCUCUUGGAGACAUCAGUGUCGUCACUCUUUAUGAUACACUUGGAUCAGAUUCUACUAGGUAUAUCGUGGACCAAUGCCAACUGAAGACUAUUUUUAUUACCAGGGAUAAGAUUAAGUGCCUGCUUCAACUAGCGAGAGAUGGAAAGAUUGACUCAGUUAAGAACCUGGUGAUUUUAGAUGAACAUACUGAAGAAGAUGCUAAAGAGUGUGAUGAAGUAGGAAUUUCAGUGUUCGAAAUCUAUGAGUUAAUUGAGCAAGGAAGAGAGAUAAAAAUGAAGCUGCCAGACCCUUAUAGAGACUCUAUUUAUACCAUCUGCUAUACUAGUGGAACUACUGGAGAUCCUAAAGGAGUAAAGCUUUCUAAUAUUAAUGUUAUUUGCCCAGGAGCUGGCCUUAUUAAGAUUGAUGUUGGACUGUACCAAACUGACGUUCAUAUUUCAUAUCUUCCAUUAGCACAUGUGUUAGAAAGAGUCGUAUACGUCACCUUAUUAGGAAGAGGAGCAAAGAUUGGGUUCUAUCAAGGAGACAUUUUAAAACUUAAAGAAGACCUUGCUGAGCUCAAACCAACUAUAUUUGUGUCAGUACCUAGGCUGUUCAACAGAUUCUACGAUGGAAUGAUGUCUAAGGUUAAUGCCUUAACAGGAGUGAAGAAGAAAUUAGCACAGCUAGCAAUCUCCAGGAAGACCAGCAGAUUGAAGAGCUCUGGAACUCCAACCCACAUGUUGUACGAUAAACUUGUUUUCAACAAGUUUAAAGAAGCUAUUGGAGGAAAUGUUAGACUAAUGGUAACAGGAUCAGCCCCUAUUUCCAAGGAUGUCAUUAAUUUCUUGAAGAUAGCCUUUUGUUGCCCAUUUUAUGAAGGAUAUGGGCAGACAGAGACAGCAGCAGGCUCUUGUCUUACAUUCUCAGAAGAUGGAGAAGCUGGGCACGUUGGAGGGGUUUUGCCUCACAACGAGCUUAAAUUGAUAGAUAUCCCUGAGAUGGACUAUCUUACCACUGACGUGGAUGAAGAUGGAAAUCCAAUGCCAAGAGGAGAAAUCUGAUUUAAGGGUCAUAGCAACUUUGCUGGUUACUUCAAGCAGCCAGAAAAGACCAGAGAUACUGUUGAUGAAGACGGAUGGAUUCAUACUGGAGAUAUUGGGGCUAUUCUUCCAAAUGGAGCACUGAAGAUCAUUGACCGUAAGAAAAAUAUCUUCAAACUCGCCCAAGGUGAAUACAUUGCUCCAGAGAAGUUGGAGAACCAAUACAACAAAAUCCCUAUUGUCAAACAACUGUUCAUCUAUGGCGACUCUCUCCAAAGCGAACUAGUAGCUAUUAUCGUGCCAGAUGACGAUGAGGUCAGAAAAGAAGCAGAGCAAAGAGAUAUGGACACUUCCGACAUUGAUGAAUUUUAUAAAUCAACAGAAUGGCUAGACCUUGCUAAGGAGAAGUUCAAUGAGUCUAAGAAGGAAGCCGGGUUCUCUGGAAUGGAGAUCCCAAAGAAGUUCUUCUUCACUAGAGAGGAGUUCACUAUCGAAGGAAACCUCUUGACACCUACAAUGAAAGUCAAGCGUAACGAAGCUAAGAUCAAAUAUCUGAACGAAAUUAAAGAAAUGUACGGUGGAGCAAAGUUGCAAGGUGAAGAAUAAAUAUCA